This is a messenger RNA of Moneuplotes crassus, 1030 nucleotides long. The record is from the annotation of a GenBank genome assembly. NCBI's taxonomy places the organism in Eukaryota, Ciliophora, Spirotrichea, Euplotida, Euplotidae.
UAUUGAAAAUGGUAAAUUCUAUACCAUAAAGAACCUCUUUAGGAUAUCCCCAGUCUGCAGAUGGGACACUCUGGUUUAUUCCUUAAACAUUGCUUGAUACAUUUUGAGUGGAAGAUAUGUUCUCUACUGCAAGGGAGGUAGGCUAACUUUUGUUUUGAACUUGGACCGAAUUGGUCAUGGCAGAUUGGGCAAUCUCUACCUUUGAGUCUUGAACGUUGGCUUGAAUAUUUUACUUCGAUGAGACUGGAUAAUGGAUCUUUGGAAUUUGGGUUUGUAUGAAGUGAGUUUCUAGGGUGAGAUGAAGGCCUGGCGUUGCGGGAGUUUCUGGGCGGGUGUCUGAUUUGUGAAGAUGCUCGAGGAGGAUUAGAGUUUAGAACUUGGGGGUCAUAUGACCAAUGAUUAUGAGUUUGGUACUUGUGUUCUUCUUGGAUAAGGUUUAGCUGGAGAUGAUUUUGACGAGCACGAUAAUCAUUAUUCAAGUUCACUUCUGUCAUAAUAAUCUCAUUUAGCGAUGAAAUAGAUGCUUGUUCAAUAUCAAAAUGUUGGUCUUCUCUUAUCCCUUCCAGAAUCGACUUUAUAAUUCAUGGAGCUCAUAGGAUGGUAUAAACGAUCAUCACUGAAUGAUAAAUUGUUCUGCAGAAGAUGAAGAAGUAAGCGAGGAAUAACAGGAUUUUAUUGAAGAACCCAAUAGAUUUGCCAGCCUGGGUUUUUAUAUCAAGCAAUCAGAUCAGAACAAAGAUAACUCAAAGGCAGACGUGAGUUACAUUGUGAUACGCUAUUAAUAUGUUUAUAUCUCUCUGAACUCCUUCAUGACAUGAGAGAGUCUAAUUAAAUACAUGGUAAUAUCCCAAACUAUUAGCCAGCUUGACUCAAUGAAUAUUAACAAAAGGAAGGCAAAGACAUCAAAGGGUAUGAAUAAGCAACAAUGUAUAGAUAUUCUUUGAGUGCUUUCUUUUGUAUGGGGUUGUUUCCUCCAUAACCAUGCAUAAAACUCAGAACCUAACUUUUUCAAUUCCAUUUUGAAUUCGUA